CACAGAGAAGAUAAUAAAAAACGGACUGCGAGCGUCAUUAACAACGCAGAGGUAUUGACAAGGGGCACUGCGUGUUACGAAGACCCAACUAUCAGCGUAGGGGGACGGCUCUUCAGGAGGGAGUCACCUCUUCUUCAUUCACAUCUUCCCUCCGGGGCGUGGAGUGAAUUUAGCGUGCAUGCUAACACUAGCUGAAAAAGGAAUUUUAACUCUAGGCUUUUCUAGACCAGAGACCUGCAACAUCCUCCUCUAAAACUAGAACGACCUCAGUGCUGGUGGAUAACCCCCUCCGAAGCACACCUAGUGAAUUUGACCUGACGGUGGAUACUACAUCUUCCAUCCAGACAGCAAACCAAAGCAAAGCAUUUCUAUUGUUCCUUUUUAAACGAUUAAAGCUUACGUUUGACUUUCCAUUCCUUUUUUGUGAGUAUUUGUAUAGCUGUGAGCUUAACUUCCAAGAGAAUUUUUUUUUUAAGUAAAAAUGGCUCCUGGAAUGGAAGCAGUGGACAUUGCUGUGGUAGCACUAUAUUUUGUCCUGGUGCUAGCCAUUGGGUUUUUUUCUAUGUGGAAAGCCAAUCGCAGCACUGUGAGUGGCUACUUCCUGGCUGGACGCUCCAUGACAUGGAUAGUGAUCGGUGCAUCGCUCUUCGUCAGCAACAUUGGCAGUGAACACUUCAUUGGUCUGGCUGGGUCAGGAGCAGCAAGUGGCUUUGCUGUUGGAGCAUGGGAAUUUAAUGCACUUCUACUUCUUCAGCUGCUUGGCUGGGUCUUUAUCCCUGUGUACAUACACUCGGGGGUCUACACCAUGCCUGAGUACCUGUCGAAACGCUUUGGUGGAAAAAGGCUAAAGGUUUACUUUGCUCUUUUGUCUAUUUUACUUUACAUUUUUACCAAGCUGUCUGUGGACUUGUAUGCUGGGGCUCUCUUCAUUCAGGAGUCCCUGGGGUGGAACCUAUAUGUGUCCAUCGUCCUGCUCAUCAGUAUGACUGCACUGCUCACUGUCACUGGUGGAUUGGUGGCAGUACUCUACACAGAUGCACUUCAGGCAGUGUUGAUGAUUGGUGGAGCCCUAACCUUAACUAUCAUCAGCCUAGUCAAAGUUGGUGGACUAGAAGGUGUCCGAACUAAGUACAUGCAGGCAGUUCCCAAUGUCACUGCUAUAAUGGCUACUGGAAAUUACACCUAUUCUCCUUCCUGCCGAAUUGAGCCGAAACCGAACUCACUACGCAUUCUUCGAGGUCCCCUAGAUGAAGACAUCCCAUGGCCUGGCUUCAUUCUUGGCCAGACCCCUGCAUCUAUUUGGUACUGGUGUGCAGACCAGGUCAUUGUUCAGAGAGUACUGGCUGCAAAGAACCUUGCUCAUGCUAAGGGCUCUACGCUCAUGGCCGGUUUCCUCAAGAUCCUGCCCAUGUUCAUAAUAGUCAUUCCAGGAAUGAUCUCCCGCAUCAUGUUUGCUGACGAGCUCGCCUGCAUUGGUCCAGAGCACUGCAUGGCCGUGUGUGGUUCUCAGGCCGGCUGCUCAAACAUUGCCUACCCUCGCCUGGUCAUGGCAGUGAUGCCUGUUGGCCUCAGGGGUCUGAUGAUGGCUGUCAUGAUCGCUGCCCUGAUGAGUGAUCUAGACUCAAUCUUCAACAGUGCAAGCACCAUCUUCACACUGGACAUCUACAAAAAUGCUCGCAGUGAGGCGUGUCAGCGUGAGCUGCUGAUUGUGGGCCGCGUGUUUGUUGUGAUCAUGGUGGUAAUCAGCAUUGCCUGGGUCCCUGUUAUUAUUGAAAUGCAAGGUGGACAGACAUACCUCUACAUCCAGGAAGUUGCUGGCUACCUCACUCCACCAAUUGCUGCCCUCUUCCUGUUAGGUGUGUUCUGGACACGGUGUAAUGAGAUCGGCGCAUUUUGUGGAGGCAUGACAGGUUUCACACUUGGUGCCCUUCGACUGAUCCUAGCUUUUAUCUACCGCCAGCCUCGCUGUGACCAGCCGGAUGAUAGGCCUUCCUUCAUCGUUAAGGUUCACUACAUGUAUUUUGCCGCUGGGCUGUUCUGGAUUUCAGGCUUGGUUGCAGUGGUGGUCAGCCUCUUAACCUCCCCACCUGAUGAGGAACGAGUUCGUACCACCACAUUCUGGGGGCUCCGCAACAUUAAAAUGGUUCCCACAAAGGACAGAAUGGAAACGUACAGGCUGACUGAAAAGAGUCAUUAUAAUGGGGAUGGAAUACACCAUAAGGAAAUGCCCCCAGAUGUCAGAAAGGAGAUGCGUUUGGAUGGGGCAGAUGUGAAACUCCUGGUCCCAACCACUGACCAUGAUCCAGCAACCCCAAGUACGGAAACUUCCCCUGCCACCACCCCUGCAGAGCGAUUUGGUAAUGGAAAGAUGACCAGAGAGGAAAGGGAGACUAGAGGGUGUAUGCGGUUACUGCAUUGGUUUUGUGGAUAUAAGGACGAUGCACAGAGCGCUCAGCAAAAAGUACAUCAGGAGGAUGAGACAGUCAUUGCACAGAUGCUGUACGAGCCACCUAGAAUAAAAAUUCUCCUCAACGUGGUUCUGCUGUGUGUCUGCUGUGUGGGCAUCUUCAUGUUUAUUUAUUUCUCACUGUAGCUGAACUCUGCACUAAACUAAUGGGGACUGGUAUGGGGUCUAUUAUUAAGGUGGAGGUUAUAUGGGGGUUGGGGGCUGUUACAAACGAACAGUUAAAUUUUCAAAGAUUUGAGAAGCUCUGUCUGUAAUGUUUACAGUUGUCUUUUGUAGCUCUCUAACAGGGAUCUUAUUCUAAUCAUUUAUUUGAAAUGAUUAAAGCUUCUCCACAUGAAACUAAUACUCCUUAAUGACUAUGAAGCUUAUUUGGCACUUGCGUGACCAUUUUGUACAGCGCUUAUUGUUAAUCCUACAUUCGGAACCUGUACUGUUUUUUUAAAUUGUUUUUUUAAACUGUUGUACUCUUAGUGAAGUUAAUGUUUGCCUCAUUUGACAAAAGCACUUGUUUUGUUGUUUGGUAAAAAGAAAAAAAAGUAUUCUGUGAUAAUUUUCUCUUUUUUUUCUCCUGUUAUCCAUGAUGGACUUAGUUGCUUGUAUCGCAUACAUAUGUCCAUAGUAAAAAGUAUUAGGGAUGCACAAUAUAGAUCUUUUUUAACCGAUAAGACAUUUUUGUCCUGUCAAUAAAUCUGAGGGUAAAAAACAUUGAGGUGUAGUGAUACUGGGUUAUUGGCUGAUAAUGUAUUGGCAAUAAUUUUGUUAUUGGAAUAAUGCAUAAUGCAUGUUCAGUUAUUGGCCUGAUAUAAAUUGUGCAUCCCUAAAACGAUUCUGGCUUAUAGGCCAUCAUAGUUUUGUACAAGUAUCUGCUGCUGAUCAUAUUAUAACUGCAUCAGUUUAACAGAAAUUUAAGUAUGUGUCACUGUUUGAUUUUAAUUUGCCCUCAAAUUUAAUUUGAAGGUUGCCAGCAAAUUACCUACUACCCAUUAUGUUUUGCUGGAGAGAGAUUAGGUAGAAAUGAUAGUGCUCUCUUUGUUAAUGGGACCAUUAUGAAGUUUGUAAAACAAAGAGUUAAUUUUAAGUGCUAAGAAGCACUGCUUCUCUGCUGCUGUUAAGACCAUUAUGUUUAUGGUAAUUAUCAAAAUCACUUGUUUGAUUUAAUGUACUCAAGACAUUGCAUCAAGCUUACAGCAAAUAUGUGGUAGCACAGGAAAUGAAGAGAAGUAGCACAACAUUAGAAUAUUUGUUCUUUUUUAUCUUAAGUAAAUAAAUAAACUUAAUAUAUUAGGGUACUUAUUCAAUUUGAUUGGCUGUUCAAUUUGUCGUCUCUCUUGACUAGAUCUCAUUCACAACAGCAGCUGCAUUGCUAUUUAAAAAUGUUUUAUAUAUAUAUAGCUAGUAUAUAUAUUUAUAAAUACAAUUUAUGCACUAGUAUUGUAUCAACAAUAAGCCACAAGUACCAAUGCUCAUGAUUCUGUAUCGCUUUCUGUUUUAUGUAUAUCUCAUUUUAUGUUGCAUUAUGUUAACAUCAUGUACAAUAUAAUUCAGGGCUCACUGGAUCACUCACAAUAUACAUAUCCUCUAUAGCAGGCCAUUUGUUGUGUAUCUACUGUGUUGUCAAUGUAUUUCAGUGCACUAUAUAAUCUUGUUUCAAGUACAUCUUUUAUAAACAUCCUACCAAAUGUGUCUUAGUGUGCAAGAAAAAAGAAAAUAAAGUAAAAAUAAUUCAGUUUUACGUCCUGAAAAUGUUGUGCAGUGCCAUGUGAUCAAUCAGCUUUGUCAUGUACAUUUUUAGUUUAUACAUUGGCAUUUUAAAGUUACUGGCCUUCUGGAUUGUGGUCAUUAUUUCUGUAUCGUAAGGUGUCCAGAUGUCAACACACCCAGAGUACAAAAAAACAAAGAAAAGAUUUGUGUGUUUAUAUGUAUUUUGGAACAACAAUGUUGAAUGACCUCAGUCUAAAACGUCGGUGACCUAAUGGUGACAGGCCAAUCCUUAUUAAUGUCAGGCAUAAAUGAUGCAUAACACAAGGAUGAUUAAUGACUGAUGAAUGCUGUAUGGGAAAGAGCUUUAAAACCUUUUUCUUUCUUUCUGAGAGAAAUAUGUUGUUAUUUUUAUGGAUUUUAUUUUUUAGACAACUGAAAAUAAAGAUUCUGCUAAGACAAAGA
Molecule: messenger RNA, 4630 nt
Organism: Centropristis striata (black sea bass)
Lineage: Eukaryota; Metazoa; Chordata; Actinopteri; Perciformes; Serranidae
Gene: slc5a3b
Product: solute carrier family 5 member 3b
Exons: 2
Coding region: 482-2593 (703 amino acids)
Biological process (GO): transmembrane transport; myo-inositol transport; inositol metabolic process
Cellular component (GO): plasma membrane
Molecular function (GO): D-glucose:sodium symporter activity
Source: RefSeq, a predicted model, not a curated record